GCAAAUAAUAUGUAACGAAGGUAUUAUAUAAUUUUAGAAACGUGAAGCAUCACUUUUAAACUUUUGAUCUUAAGUUUGGAAGGUUUAAAAGUAUUAUUUCAAUUGUUUUUGUUUUUAUGGGAUUUUUAAGUUAGGUAAUAUUUCUUGUAAUUCACUUGUACAAGGUUUUCGGGUUAUGAUUAGAUUUUUUUUUUUUUUUUUUUUUUUUACGGGAUAGAUUAAUUAUUCAACUUAGGAGAAAGCUUCGUAAAAGUUAGUUUUAGUAAACAGUAUUCGUUCCAUGCAAAAAAAUAAAAUCACAUGAAACUCUUUACAUCCAACCCCACUCCACUAGUCCACUUGGCCCCUUUAAAAAUCUCAAAUGCAAGCCAAUUAAUAAGCUAGCUUAAGACACCCUCAUUUUCACAAUCAUUUACACAACUCAUUCCUCCAAUUCCAUGGAGCAUCAUAAUAACAUCACUCCAUCCUCUCCCCCAUCACCACCACCCUCGCCGCCACCGCCGCCACGAAAAACCUACAAACUAACAGCCACAUCCAUCUCCUACACUAAAACCACCACAAACAACUCCACUACUUCUUCCUACACACCAACCUUCCUCUUCAAAGAUUGCACCUCCACUCUACCUACCUACAUUCUCCAAGACAUCUCAUUAACCGCCUUCCCUUCCCAAAUACUCGCAAUAGUCGGCCCAAGUGGUGCAGGCAAAUCCACCCUCCUCGACAUCCUAGCAGCUCGAACCUCCCCCACCUCCGGCACCCUCUUCCUCAACUCCCACCCCAUCUCCCCUUCCUCCUACCGUAAACUCUCCGCCUACGUACCUCAACACGACGCAUGUCUCUCCCUUUUAACCGUCUCUGAAACCUUCGCCUUCACCGCCCGUCUCCUCCACCCUACCUCCACCUCAAAAGAAAUUUCCGACGUAGUUUCGACUCUCCUAGGAGAGCUUCGUCUACGACAUUUAUCAAACACUUGGUGUACAAAAAAUCUUUCCGGAGGCGAACAACGAAGGGUCUCGAUAGGCCUUAGUUUACUACAUGAUCCCGGUAUCCUCCUCCUCGACGAACCCACUUCAGGCCUCGAUAGCGGAUCAGCCUUCAACGUAAUGCAAACCCUUAAAUCGAUCUCGAUAUCGAGACAUCGAACCGUCGUUGUAUCGAUCCAUCAACCUAGCUUUAAGAUCCUCUCUACUAUUGAUCAAAUUCUUUUAUUAUCUAAAGGAAGAGUUCUUCAUCAUGGAAGUUUAUCUUCCUUACAAAACCACCUUAAUUUUCAUGGUUUUAAUGUUCCUCCUCAACUCAAUGCCUUAGAAUAUGCCAUGGAAAUAUUAAACCAACUACCCGUUCCUCCAUCUCCUACUCAUAACACAAAUGAUAAUCGUCGCGAUACGAUUGAGAUUAAAGAGAAGAUUAAGUAUAAGAGUUCAAGGGUUCAUGAGAUUAUCACACUUUCUAGAAGAUUUUGGAAGAUUAUAUAUAGGACAAAACAACUUCUUUUGACAAAUACAUUAGAAGCACUUAUUGUUGGUCUUGUUUUAGGGACAAUUUACAUUAAUAUUGGGUAUAACAAAGAAGGGAUUCAAAAAAGAUUAGGUCUUUUUGCAUUUACACUCACAUUUUUACUAUCUUCAACAACAGAAACCCUACCAAUUUUUAUUAAUGAAAGGCCAAUCUUAUUAAGGGAAACUUCUAGUGGGGUUUAUAGAGUGUCAUCUUAUCUUAUAGCAAAUACCCUUGUUUUUCUUCCUUAUUUGCUAGUCAUUUCUAUAAUCUACGCGUUUUCGGUGUACUUCCUAGUAGGCCUAUGUGCUACAUGGUUGUCGUUCGGGUACUUUGUGCUAGUGAUUUGGGUGAUUGUACUUAUGGCUAACUCGUUCGUACUCUUCCUUAGCUCGGUUGCACCAACGUACAUAGCCGGGACCUCGUUGGUGACCGUGAUCCUGGCCGGGUUUUUCCUCUUCUCAGGGUACUUCAUUGGUAAGGAGAGUAUGCCUAAGUAUUGGGUUUACAUGCAAUACUUGUCAAUGUACAAGUAUGCCCUUGAUGCAUUGCUUAUAAAUGAGUAUUCAUGUCUUGUUACAAAGUGUUUGGUGUGGUAUGAAGAGAGUAAGAGUUGUAUGGUAACAGGACAUGAUGUGUUGGUAAAAAGAGGGUUACAUGAAGGGCAAAGAUGGAAUAAUGUUUAUGUUUUAGUUGGGUUCUUUGUGCUCUAUAGAGUGCUUUGUUUGUUGGUUUUAAUUAGGAGGGUAUCAAGGUCCAAAAAGUAAUGAAUUUAAUUUAAUGAUCAAUUGUAAAAAUAAUGUUUGUUCUAAGUUGUACAAACAAUGCAAUGUUACAAUUAUUGUAAUUUGUUGAAUAUAUAAGUUCAGUUAUCUUAUUUCUCUUUCAAUAGUAGUACAUACAUUAUUGAUUAGAUUCGUUACAUAUAUACAUCCAUGAGCAUAAAAUAAGACGUGGGACAUUCAUUGUUAUAUU
This is a messenger RNA of Chenopodium quinoa (quinoa), 2472 nucleotides long. RefSeq names its product ABC transporter G family member 8-like. The record is from RefSeq and is a predicted model, not a curated record. Bases 438 to 2264 code for a protein of 608 amino acids. Gene Ontology annotation, cellular component: membrane. The transcript has a single exon. NCBI's taxonomy places the organism in Eukaryota, Viridiplantae, Streptophyta, Magnoliopsida, Caryophyllales, Amaranthaceae. Gene Ontology annotation, molecular function: ATP hydrolysis activity; ATP binding; ABC-type transporter activity.